Molecule: messenger RNA, 5053 nt
Organism: Malurus melanocephalus (red-backed fairy wren)
Lineage: Eukaryota; Metazoa; Chordata; Aves; Passeriformes; Maluridae
Gene: FAM53B
Product: family with sequence similarity 53 member B
Exons: 5
Coding region: 229-1368 (379 amino acids)
Biological process (GO): positive regulation of canonical Wnt signaling pathway; protein import into nucleus
Cellular component (GO): nucleus
Source: RefSeq, a predicted model, not a curated record
GCGCGGUCGGAGCGGCGCCCACAGCCGGCCCGGCCGGGCCGCGCCGCCGCCACCGCGGGAAGCGCUCGUUUCCACACUCUGAGGCUGCCCCUGCACAUCCCCCGAGGAGCUGGCGGGGCCCAGCCUUUCCUGGGGGAACAUGGACUGAAAAAAGGAGCUUUGCCAGCCCCCAGCUGCCAGCACCCUUUGCCUGGACCCUGAUGGACUCGGAGGCAGGACUGCAUUACCAUGGUGAUGAUCUUAACCAAAACUCGGGAAAACAAAGGUGCUGACUCCGUAACACGCAGGACUGAGCUGCACACUCCAAAGAUGAGUCAAGGACCUACCCUCUUCUCUUGUGGCGUGAUGGAAAAUGACAGAUGGAGAGAUCUCAGCAGGAAAUGUCCACUCCAGCUCGAGCAGCCGGGCGCCAGCAUCUGGGACUGCCUGUCGGACAAGGGCGAGGAUGGCUYGCGGUGGCCGAGGGACGCGGCCGGCACCUGCUCCGUCACCAACCUSAUCAAGGACCUGAGCCUCAGCGACCCUCACAGCAACCCCUCCGCCCCUCCCAGCAAGCGCCAGUGCCGCUCCCUGUCCUUCUCAGAUGAGAUGUCAGCUUGUGGAAGCUCCUGGAGACCUCUGGGCUCCAAGGUGUGGACGCCGGUGGAGAARCGGCGCUGCUACAGCGGCGGCAGCGUCCAGCGCUACUCCAACGGUUUGGCCACCAUGCAGAGGAGCUCCAGCUUCAGCCUGCCCGCCCGUUCCAACCCUCUGUGUGCUGAGCAUCCCUCCCUGGCUGGUCAGCCCCGCAAACCGGCCGUGGGAGGGCAUGGGGUGGGCAGGGUGGACAUSCAGAGGUCACUGUCCUGCUCGCACGAUGGCUUYUCGCGYUCGGAGGAUGSGGUGCCCUCGGCCAGCAGCACCCCYGCCUCCACRCCCGAGCUGGGYCGCCGUGCCCCRGGGCUGUCCCGCAGCCGCUCCCAGCCCUGCGUCCUCAACGACAAAAAGGUCGGGGUCAAGCGGCGCCGGCCGGAGGAGCUGCAGGAGCAGCGGCCRUCGCUGGACCUCGCCAAGAUGACCCAGAACCGCCAGACCUUCAACAGCCUCACCUGCCUUAGCGCCGCGGCCGAGGACGGUGCCCGGCGGCUCCAGCCCUGGAACGCGACCCCCGAGGUGAUGCCAGGCAGGACCCCCGCCUGCACCCCGGUCCCAGAGCCACCACGGGCACGGCCCCACAGCCACAGGGCCAGCAGGGACGAGCUGUCCUGCGAGGAGGAGGAGGAGAGCAAGGAGGAGGACAGGACGGCCUGGCGGAGCGGCACGAUGGGCACCGAGAGCCUCUUCCAGCUGGAUGGCGAGAUCGACAUCGAGCAGAUCGAGAACAACUGAGGAGGGGGCUGCUCCUCUCGCCCCGGGGGUCAGGGAGCUGCCAGUGGAGCUGUGGAGGGCUCCUCGUUUCCAGAGAGUUUGUGGGAUCCUGUCACUGCGCCCCUCCUGCCAGCUGGAGGGGACGAAGCGGCUUUGCCAAAAUUUCAUCAGGUAUUUUAGAGGAAUCCGUGUGCAUGCGUGUGUAAAUCUUGAAAUUUCUUUGUAACUACUGUAGCCAGAGAUCAGCCAGUGGGAGGAAAGUGCCUGUCCCAUGGGGAAACCAGGCACGGGGAUCGCCAAAAACUCGGAAUCCGCGAGUGAAUGGCUUUUGCCAGGAUAGGGCUGGAGCUGAUGGAGCUGGUCCCACCUGUGCUAGUUCAGAAAGGGGAGCACAAGGAGAAACCACCACCCCUGGGACUGGAAAAGGGAGGGGAAAGCAGAAUACUGAGAUUUGCAAAUGGAGCACUGGCUGGUGGCUGCUGGGGCAGCUCCUUUUUUCCGGCCACACCCCGUACCGCCCCGGCACCCUCCUCGCUCCCCAUGUCCCUGGAAGUGCCGUGAGAAGGAAAUCACAAGUGAAGUGUUUUGCUUAAAUUUAAUAAUGGCAAGAGCUGGAUUUUUACUCCUUUAUUUUUAGUAUUUCUGAUGAGGAAUUGAACACACCCCUGGGCUGUGUGGGGUGGCAUCCGCAGCAGCGCUUGCUGGGCGCUGCUCAGGGAUGCUCAAACGCCUUCCUUCCUUAGUUUUUUUCUUCCCAGCCCCUUCUCUCAUCCCUUUUGGGAAAAAAGCCCUACUCAGGCUCGGUGCCACCCUCAUUUAGGUUCCCAACACCCUGUUUUGAGCAGGGCUGGCUGUUUACCCAUUUAGCAGCAGCUGUGCCCUCUUUGCUACCCGGGGCACGGCUGCCACCCUCUCUUUUUUUGGCGUUACUGUGAAGGGCUGCGUGCCCGAGACACGUCGUGCAGGAGGGGUUACUUGACAAARUCAGCUGGCAAAAGGCUGAAAAUCCAGGUAGCAGCACUGAAAGCUUUUCCUCUUCCUGUGCCUUUUUUAAGCACAGAUAAAGUGGCGACCAUUAUGUUUGUACGAUAUGAAUUCUCUUUGCUAAAAAUAAGCUGUCCACUUGCUAACAGGUUUAGAAGGACGCAGAUUUUUUUUUUCUCUCCCUCUGGGAUUUUUUUUUUUGUUUGUUUGUUUGUUUGUUUAAAGCUCUAGGAAAGCUGUACAAAUGGCUUCCAGCAUGUUCUGGAUUCCUUCUGCUGGUUCCUUCAAGCUCAGGGGUUACUUCCCGAGCUUUGCAAAAGAAAGAAAGGARAAAAAUAAUCACUGAUAACAGGAGCAACUGAAGACAGGACAUUUUUAAUGGGGUUCAGCACCCCCAUGGGCAAUGCUUUGAGGGUCCAUAACUCAGAAAGGCUGAGAGCUGCUGGUACAGGUUUCAUUCAUCAUUUCUGGUUAUAUUAGUGCACUUUUUUCCGCAGUGGUUCAGGAUGCAUGUGGCAUCUCCCACCACGGUGGAACCCCUUGGUCGUUACCCCUGUCCUGGCACUGCAGAGGUUCUGCUGGUGGCAGUGGCCGUGUCCACUCCCUCCAGGCAAGCAGGACGAGCCCCAAAUAUUUUGGGAGGGGUAGAUAGGGAUGUCUUUUCAUUUUGGGGAMCCCUCCAGCUCUUUUAAAAAGUGUCGCUUGAUGCAUCACUCAGAAGAAAAUACACCCUGGGUUAAUUUUUAGCCCUCCUGUUGUGGCAGGAGCUGCUGGUCUCAGCUGUUUUGGGAAGGUCCAGCCAUGCCAGAGCUUUCCCAGGCUGCUGCCCCUCUGUCCACACCCCUGCAGUGGCACCCUCACAGCACAAUUCUUGGCUUUGAGUCUUCCUGAUGCUCCAUCCAUCCMUCCCUCCCCACCGCUGGCAGAUCCUGCUCUCGGGGCGCACAGGCACCUCCUCAGCUGAGCAAAAAAAGGGCAAAUUCACCCAAAUCCACAUCCAGCUGCCACCGCAGAGCUCCAGGCGGGCUCUCGUGUGGGCAUCCCCAGGGCUGGAAUUCCUAAGGGCUUCUGUUUUCUUUCCAAGGGCUGCUCUUGGUGCCACGCUAACCUCCACAGUGGGAAGGUGGCCAAUGGGCUAUGACCCCACUGUCCUGGAUGUGGUGGCCAAUGGGCUAUGACCCCACUGUCCUGGAUGUGGUGGCCAAUGGGCUAUGACCCCACUGUCCUGGAUGUGGUGGCCAAUGGGCUAUGACCCCACUGUCCUGGAUGUGGUGGCCAAUGGGCCAUGGCCCCACUGUCCUGGACGUGGUGGCCAAUGGGCCAUGGCCCUGCUGUCCUGGACAUGGUGGCCAAUGUACCACGGCCCCGCUGGCCUGGAAGUAGCCGUAGCAUUCAGUUUACAUUCAGCACAACCCGUUUGCCUUACUAAAAACGCUUCUCCAAUGAGUCAUGGCCUUACACUGGGCACGUUGGCGUAGGCACAGACUACAGUUAGCGACAGUUCUGAGGCCACGGUGGUGUUCUGUUGGGUGUUUCUUGUUGGGUUUGUAUGAUUUCAUGUACUUAUUCUCAGUUUAAGAAAGCCUUACUUUUUAAAAAAUUUUUUUUCUCUCUCUCUAUCUCUCUCUCUGUAGAGGUAAAACAUUUGUGGAUUUAUAUAUAUAUAAAUAUAUAUAUAAAUAAAGUAAUUAAAAAUAUUAAAUAUAAUAUAGUACGUGCCUCAGAUUCAGGGGACAUCCUGUUGAUUGUAAAGUCAGAAGUGGCGGUGCUCCCCCGGCGUCAGGAGAUCCAUCCCCUACGCAGUGGGGAGAGCAGGGAAUCCCCUGGGCAUCCUGCUCUUGGUUUGUAAAGGACUUCACCUAUUACACAGAUGCUUUGGGAACCCCCAAAUCCCCCAGCAGAUCCCUGCUGGCUGCCAGAAUGUGAUAUUAAUGCGCAGACAAGGGAUGUUUUUCCUUGCUAGGUAGCUAAAAUAGGCUCAUUGUUGUGAAGAUAAGUGGCUUGUCUAAGGUGUGACCCAGUCUGGGCAGCAGCUGUUUUGGGAUGRCACCAAAGCUGUGGCAGCAGCAAUAAAGGUUCACCAUCCUGAAAAAAAAAAAAUAGGAUUUUAAUACAGAAAGUCUUAGCAGGCGCACGAGAGUUUGCUGUGUGCUUUGCAGACGCAGCUCUUUGAGCCUGUCCCUAUGAAAGAGCACAUUAAAAAAAAAAAAGAAACCAACAAAAGAAGCAUUUGUAAAAUAGAUUGUGAUUUUUCCACGUGCUAGCAUAGCCUGUUGGGCCAAUAAAGUCGUGUUUCAAGUGCUUUGUUCAGAGCUCCUGGCUGCCCAGGCAAACAGACUGACGUAGGAUGUUCUAGGAUUGUAGCAGUGCUUUGCAGCGUGUGUGGGUUUGGUGUUCAAGAAAGAAAAAGAAGAGGAUGGCCAAAUAAAAAAAAAAAUUAAAACAAAAAUAAAAAAUAAAAAAAUGGGAAGAAGAAUGAAAACAAAGCCUUCUGAAGCUAUGACCUGUAGUAGCCAAGUCCCGCUGGCCAUUGCACAGCGCCGCGGGCCGUGCGUGUCCCGGGAGGGGCUGCCCGAGGGUCCCCUCUGUGGGCAGGCCAGGAGGCUGCUCCUGCCCCCUCCAUGACUUGAUUGCACUAGAGCAGCUCAAUCUCAGGAAAUUGCUUGUUACUUUUACUGUGUAAAUAAAGCUUCCUGGUUCAAUAACCCCUGAUGGUGUCUCG